Molecule: messenger RNA, 642 nt
Organism: Pedinophyceae sp. YPF-701
Lineage: Eukaryota; Viridiplantae; Chlorophyta; Pedinophyceae
Source: the annotation of a GenBank genome assembly
AUGCUGAUCUUCGUCCCGCCGCACCCGCUCAUCAAGCACUGGCUCGCCGUGUGCCGCAACGUCGGCAGCCCCUCGCCCGUGUUCCGCUCCGCGAUGGGGGAGCUUGGGAGGAUCCUCAUCUACGAGGCGGGCCGCGAGUGGCUGCCCGUGGUCGAGGGCGAGGUCGAGAGCCCCCUCGGCGUCGCCCCCUGCGAGGUCAUCGACCCGGCGCAGCCCAUCAAGGUGGUGCCUGUGCUGCGUGCGGGCAUGCUGCUGCUGGAGGACUCCGCGACGGUGCUGCCGCAUCAGCAGACGUUCCACGUCGGCGUCGAGCGCGACGAGGACACGCUGCAACCGUCGUGGUAUUUGAACAAGCUGCCGGAGAGCUUCGCGCCCACGGACCGCGUGCUGGUGGCGGAGACGAUGAUCGCGACGGGCGGGACGAUUCUGUUGGUGCUGGACGAGAUCGUGAAGCGCGGCGCGGACCCGACGAACGUGCGCGUGAUCGCGGCGGUGUGUGCGCCGCCAGCGCUGCAAAAGCUGUCCGAGAAGUAUCCGGGGAUGAAGCUGUACACCGCGAUGAUCGACGAGGAGCUGAACGACAAGGGGCUCAUCGUGCCGGGGCUCGGGGACGCCGGGGACCGCGGGUACGGCACGGAAUAG